AUGUCUUCACGAUCAAUAAUUCAAAAAAGUAAUUUAUUAGUGUCACAACUAGCGAAAUCUCAUAUAAAAUCAUUAUAUUUCUUUCAUAUAAACCCUGGAAGAAUAGUAGACACCAUGCUUCAUGUCGGUUCCUAA
Messenger RNA from Funneliformis geosporum, 135 nucleotides. NCBI's taxonomy places the organism in Eukaryota, Fungi, Glomeromycota, Glomeromycetes, Glomerales, Glomeraceae. The record is from the annotation of a GenBank genome assembly.